GAGCGGUUUGUGGGAGAUCAGAACCGGAGUAAACAGCGGAGCUGAGCUCAAACAGAAGAACAGGAGCAGGGUUCAGACUGUAGAACAGAUACACAGAGCUCUCACUGGAGUACCCGAGUCACUGACACCGCCGGACACACCAGAGACCCGCGUCUCCGAGCUCGACUCACCGACACCGUGUGGAUAUAUAUAUAUAUAUAUAUAUACACAUCGCCUAGAGUAGAGAGCCCGCGCGUUGUGUUCACGAUGCGCCUGGUCCAGAACAUGAGCACAAUAGCGGAGUACCCCGCCGCCUCAGACUGCACCACCAGCCGCGUCCUCAAGAUAGCCGUGAUCGGGGGCAGCGGAGUCGGCAAGACCGCUCUUGUGGUUCGUUUCCUCACCAAACGCUUCAUUGGUGACUACGAGAGAAACGCUGGAAACCUGUACUCCAGAGAGGUCCAGCUCGAUGGAGACCAAGUGGCGAUUCAGGUUCAGGACACCCCUGGAGUUCAAGUAAAUGCCAACGGCCUUAGCUGCACUGAUCACGUGACCCGUUCCAUUCAGUGGGCCGAUGCUGUAGUAAUGGUGUACUCUGUGACGGACCACCGCAGCUUCGACCUAAUCAGCCAGCUCCACCAGCUGGUAAGCAAUGCCCACGGCGAACGCUCCAACAUCCCGCCCAUCAUCCUGCUGGCCAACAAGGCAGACCUUCUGCAUGUGAGGCGGGUAGACGCACAGCAGGGACCCCUCCUUGCCUCGGCGCUUGGCUGCUUCUUCUACGAGGUGUCGGCCAGUGAAGAUUACAGUCAGGUGCAUGGUGCCUUCCACAGGCUGUGCAGGGAGCUGGCCAAACAGCAGCCGCUGCCCUCCCAGCCGUCAGUGACUACUGUGGGGUCAGAAAAGAGGAGGUCUCCCCUCAUCCCCAGACCAAAGUCACCCAACAUGCAGGACUUAAAGAGGCGCUUCAAGCAGGCUCUUUCCGCCAAGGUGCGGACGGUGACAUCCGUGUGAAGAUUGAAUAUGGAGACUUGGCCUGGAUGUGGGCCAGAGAAGACUGAAAAGCAAGAGGUCAAUGGAGGGAGCUCAGCAGAGGACAGGAAGAGGAGGCUCAAAAAGCUGAAGCAGUGGUGAGUUUUCCACUUGUUCCUCAGAAGCUCGGUCGCUGAUCAGCAGGCCACUUCCUAAAGAAGGUAGCUGAACUUUGACCUCCAAGCUCAACAGCCACUGUUGACCUUCGACUUGUGAACUUUCUUGCUGGUGGACAAUCCACCUGUGCUGCUGUCAAUCACGGAAGAGCAGAUGCAGCAGGAUGCUGGGAACAGGUGCCAGAAGCUGCCUUAAAAUGGGAAGAAUGCAAAAGAUGCUCAAGACUGAAUGAAAGUUAAUGUACGCACACACUGCUUUAUAACUGUGGACACUUCUCCUUGCAACAGGGCUUGUGAAGGACAAAGCUCUUGAGUAUUUUUAGUGACUGUUAUAAAAGGGGAGUGAGUAAUUUUAUUUCUUUUUUUUUUUUUUCUUCAGUCAAGGCUUUCACGCUCCCAGCAGAGGUGAACUGAAAGCGGGCAUUGUUAAAGUGAGGCAGUAAAGUUUAAAUGCACAAAACGUGUGCUUUGCUUUUCACUCACUCACUCACUCACUGUGUACAUUUGUUGGUUCUGUGUAAAAAUCGGAUUUGUGCCAAAUUGUAUUUUCUUUUUCUUUCUAAAUGCACUUUAAAUCAAGCCAAAGGGCUAAGGUUCAUUAUUUAUUGGUUGCAGUCAAAAAUACUGUGGUUGAGAAAAAUAAAACUGUGUGAAUGAA
Molecule: messenger RNA, 1785 nt
Organism: Astyanax mexicanus (Mexican tetra)
Lineage: Eukaryota; Metazoa; Chordata; Actinopteri; Characiformes; Acestrorhamphidae
Gene: rasl11b
Product: RAS-like, family 11, member B
Exons: 4
Coding region: 247-993 (248 amino acids)
Molecular function (GO): GTPase activity; GTP binding
Source: RefSeq, a predicted model, not a curated record